CACACACACACACACACACACACACACACACACACACACACACACACACACAAAGUUAGAACGCACACUUUAUGGAGGUUGAAGCUCCACACUCUAAACCUCAACGUUGGAAUUUGGCUGUCUGAUGCACGGCCUGACUGACGCAACUUCCCCAUCGGUCUGUCUGCACUUUGGAGUCACUAUCAACCCCACCUCAUGUGGACCAUGUCUGAGAACGUUCUGGAAGCCAUCUUCAUCAAACGCUCCCAGCAGAGGAAGAAGACCUCACCCUUAAACUACAAGGAGAGAUGGUUCAUUCUCACGAGGGACAAACUCUCCUACUACGACUACGAUCCCGACAAAGGGAAGCGUAAAGGUUUGCGGGGCUACAUCGACCUGGACCGGAUCAAGUGUGUGGAGACGGUGCAGACGGAGCCCAACUGCCCGCAGGAGCGCAUGCACGCAUUCCAGGUAAUUUACGACGAGGGACCGCUGUACAUCUUUGCAAAGAGCGAGGAAGUCCGGGCUCAGUGGAUAAAGAAGCUGAAAGCAAUGGUGCGGUUCAACAAGGAUCUCAUGCAGAAGUACCACCCUUGCUUUUGGAUAGACGGCAUGUGGCUGUGCUGCCAGCAGGAGGUCAAACAAGCUGUGGGCUGCAAGGUUCUGGAUGGCAAGAACGGCUUCACAUCCAAAACGUCACGGAGGGGAUCCCGCAAACCACUUCCCCCGACCCCGUCUGAGGAGAUGCCUGUGCGCCCAUUACCGCCACAGCCCCACAAGGCCGAGGCCCCCUGCGUGGGUAUGAGCGUCAUAGCUCAGUACAACCACCCUGCCAUGAUGCCGCAAGACCUGGAGCUGAGGGAGGAUGAGGAGUACACCAUCCUGGAGAUGUCUGACCAAAACUGGUGGAGGGCCAGGGACAAAUAUGGGAAUGAAGGUUACAUACCCAGUAAUUAUGUGGUGGAAACUGCAAACGGCUUAGAAAGAUACGAUUGGUUUUGUAAGAACACAAACCGGAGCCAGGCAGAGAAACUACUGAAAACUGAGAAUAAAGAUGGUGGCUUCUUGGUGCGAGACUCAAGCAAGCCAGGGAAGUACACAGUGUCUCUGUUCAGCAAAGGAGGCGGAGAGGCAGGUGGCAUCUGCAAGCAUUACAACAUCUGCACAACAGCGAAAGGACAGUUCUAUUUGGCCGAAAAGCACAAUUACUGCACCAUCCCUGAACUAAUUAACUAUCAUCAGCACAAUGCAGCAGGUAUGUUCAGUAGGCUGAAACACAUCGUCUCCAAUCGGGCGCGGCCUCCAUCAACGGCAGGUCUUGGCUAUGAUAUGUGGGAGCUUGACCCCUCCUGCCUCACCUUCAUUAGGGUCUUGGGCACAGGUCAGUUUGGAGUGGUGCAGUACGGAAAAUGGAAGGGCCAACAUGACGUGGCUAUCAAGAUGAUUAAAGCGGGCUGCAUGUCCGAGGAAGAAUUUAUUGAGGAAGCUAAGAUCAUGAUGAAGCUCCACCACGAGAACCUGGUCCAGCUGUACGGGGUGUGCACCAAGCAAAGCAGCAUAUACAUCGUGACCGAGUUCCUGUCCAACGGCUGCUUGCUCACCUACCUCAGGGAGGGCCUCAGGCAGCACCCCACGUCCGUGCAGCUGCUGGAGAUGUGCAAAGACGUCUCCGAGGGCAUGGCCUACCUGGAGUCCAAGCAAUACAUCCACAGAGAUCUGGCUGCAAGGAACUGCUUGGUGGACGGCAACGGCACAGUCAAAGUGGCUGACUUUGGACUAUCGAGAUACGUCUUAGACGAUGAGUACACAAGCUCGGCCGGUUCUAAAUUCCCAGUCCGGUGGUCUCCUCCCGAGGUUCUCCUCUACUGCCGAUUCAGCAGCAAGUCGGACAUCUGGGCUUACGGGGUUCUCAUGUGGGAGGUGUACACUUUGGGGAGGCUUCCGUACGACCGGCUGAACAACAACGAAAUAGUGGAUCAGGUAUCCCGAGGCCUGCGACUGUACCGUCCUCAAAUGGCGUGCGAAAAAGUCUACAGCAUCAUGUCCAGCUGCUGGCUAGAUAAAGCAGACGAGAGGCCUACCUUUCAGGAGUUGGUGUUCACCGUUCAGGAUUUGCUGUACGAACUCCAGUAGGUCCCAGCAUCCAGGACAUCCAGAAGAAGCCUGGAAAAUUAACAUUUAGAAUGUUUCAAAAGUUAUAUUGUGGUCACAUAUCAUUUAUAUUUUUGUGACUAGAAUGUUGCAUGUUUUGUUGAACUCAAGGGGAAUAUAUUUGACUUAGUGGUUCGACGUGUAAGUUAGCUUUGUAAAUGCAUACCUAAUUGCACAAGUAAAAGCUAAGUGUGUCAGGCUUUUCAAUAAAUGUGUUUAGAAAAAUAA
Nerophis lumbriciformis (worm pipefish) is the source of this 2358-nucleotide messenger RNA. It is a transcript of the gene btk, whose product is annotated as Bruton agammaglobulinemia tyrosine kinase. Gene Ontology annotation, molecular function: protein binding; ATP binding; protein tyrosine kinase activity. The record is from RefSeq and is a predicted model, not a curated record. Lineage: Eukaryota; Metazoa; Chordata; Actinopteri; Syngnathiformes; Syngnathidae. Gene Ontology annotation, biological process: intracellular signal transduction; protein phosphorylation.